Molecule: messenger RNA, 411 nt
Organism: Penaeus monodon (black tiger shrimp)
Lineage: Eukaryota; Metazoa; Arthropoda; Malacostraca; Decapoda; Penaeidae
Exons: 2
Coding region: 1-411 (136 amino acids)
Source: RefSeq, a predicted model, not a curated record
AUGAAGCGAGGCAAAGCUGCAGGUAUUCUGCAGGAAGGUCGAGAGGCCAUCUUACCAAGCUGUUCAACAGAUUCCUCAGCAGUGACAAAGUCUCCAGAUACUGAAGGAAUGCCCCACAAAUUCUUCGUGCAUUGGAUCAACAUCGACCACGCAAACAGGCCGGCUUCAAGGUCAGGAUUCUCUAUCAUUGACCACAUUCCUGUCGUAAGCCGGUUCCAGGAGAAGGCCAAAGAGUACAAAAUUCCACUUUGCUUUGCCUUUAUUAACUACGAAAAAGCGUUCGACUCCGUUGAGUUCACUUGCACUCUUUGCAGCACUAGAGUUCAGGGAGUUGACGUUGCCUUCAUUACCCUUCUACAAGACCUCUACCAUGGCGCCACACCAUCGGUAAAGCUCCACAGACAGCAAUAA